CAUUUAAUUUUGGGAUCAAACAUGUAUUGUUAUUUACUCUUAUUUCGCUCACAAUUUUAUUUAUCACUUUCAGGAGUCUUAGGAAGCUGAAAUUACCAAACUACGUGGUGAUAGAACAAAGAUUUUUCGACAUGUUAUCAAUACCUGGGAAUGACGAUCAUCCAUCUCACGAUGUAGGAGAAGGACAAAAAUUAAUAAAAGAAGUGUAUGAAGCAUUAAGAGGCAGUCCACAAUGGAAUGAAAUGUUGUUUGUGAUUACAUACGACGAACAUGGAGGAUUUUACGAUCACGUGCCAACACCGGUGGACGGAGUUCCUAGUCCAGAUGACAUUGUUGGUCCUGAACCAUUCAAGUUUAAGUUUGAUAGGCUUGGUGUUAGGGUUCCAACCAUCUUUAUUUCUCCAUGGAUUGAGCCAGGAAAAGUGUUGCAUGAACCUUCUGGACCAUUUCCAACAUCACAGUAUGAGCAUUCAUCUAUACCAGCAACUGUGAAGAAGAUAUUCAAUCUCCCUGAAUUUCUGACAAAGAGGGAUGCAUGGGCUGGAACAUUUGAGGGACUUCUAACUUUAAGCAGUCCACGAACUGAUUGUCCAGAAAAACUGCCCGAACCGAUUAAGCUGCGAGAGGCUGCUGCUAAAGAAGAAGCCAAGUUGAGUGAAUUUCAGGAAGAAUUGGUACUAAUGGCAGCUACUCUUAAUGGGGAUCAUAAAAAGAGUAUAUAUCCUGACAAGUUGAUCGAGAACAUGUGUGUUUCGGACGCAGUUAAAUAUGCCGAGGAUGCAUUCAAUACAUUUUUGAAUGAGUGUGAGAAAGCCAAGCAAAAUGGAGCUGAUGGAUGUGAUAUUGUUGAUUGUGCUAAUACAUGCAGUAAACUACCCAAUUCCAAAAAUUUCUUUCACAAGAUGUUGUCUUGUAUAACACGUGAUCGGUGAAUAGUUAACUUUGCACAUAAUUUAUUUAUGA
Medicago truncatula (barrel medic) is the source of this 963-nucleotide messenger RNA. Its product is annotated as non-specific phospholipase C4. Gene Ontology annotation, biological process: phospholipid catabolic process. Gene Ontology annotation, molecular function: hydrolase activity, acting on ester bonds. The record is from RefSeq and is a predicted model, not a curated record. The coding region runs from base 132 to 932 and encodes 266 amino acids. The transcript has 3 exons. Lineage: Eukaryota; Viridiplantae; Streptophyta; Magnoliopsida; Fabales; Fabaceae.